Molecule: messenger RNA, 3093 nt
Organism: Heterobasidion irregulare TC 32-1
Lineage: Eukaryota; Fungi; Basidiomycota; Agaricomycetes; Russulales; Bondarzewiaceae
Product: P-type ATPase
Exons: 5
Coding region: 1-3093 (1030 amino acids)
Biological process (GO): monoatomic cation transport
Cellular component (GO): membrane
Molecular function (GO): ATP binding; metal ion binding; ATP hydrolysis activity
Source: RefSeq, a predicted model, not a curated record
AUGAACCGCUCGAAAGCCGUUGCAAUCGUCGUCGAUGCCGCGUUUGGCUUCAAGGACGACCCUGCUGCACUGAGGUUGCUGGAGAAGAAGAAUGCUGCUCUGAUUGUGGAGCUGAGACUGAAGAAGAUGAGUGCUGCUCGGAUCGUGCACCAGCAAUCAAGGAUGAAUGUUGCUCGGAUUGCGGAACACCACCCAAAGAUAACACAUGCUGCUCGAAUCAAGGUUCGGCGCUUGAAGACGAUUGCAAAGACAACUGCUGUGCUGGAGCGUCUAGUCCACCUUCCGGUUCUGAAAGCUGCUGCGCAAAACCUGACGCCGCGCUACGAAUCGCUGAUGAGAAAAAAUGCUGUGAAGACGACGGCUGCUCGAAGCCAACAAUUCGUCGUCGCACUAUACAUCGCAAUGCAUGUGAAAAGGAGUCCAUUGGGCAUUCACACGCCAAAGUCAGGCCUUCUCACCACAAUGCUCACACGCAAUGUGGGAUGGGAAAUACUCUUGGCCCCUCGUGCUGGGCAUCAUCAUCACCCCAAGAAAGACUCUCCCAGCCCCGUUGUGAAGAACGGUAUCAUCCGUACUUUUACGAGAGCUGAAGGCUCGUCGUUAGUCGAUGAGACUCUUCUUGAGCGAGGUGGAUCCGAAAUUCGCAACCUCGUCCUAUCAGUUCACGGCAUGGACUGUCCAUCGUGCGCUUCGAAACUCACUAAAGCUCUCCUCACGCUCCCCUCCGUGACAAACGUCAAGGUGAACUCGUUCACUGACCAGGCGACGCUGAUGUACAAGGAGGGCGUGGUUCUUCCUGAAAACGUCGCAAAACGCGCGUCAGAACUUACAGGCUUCACUUGCGCUGUCCUCCAGGAGGUUAGGGUCGAAGGCAAUUGCAAGACCAUGCGCGUCAUCAUUCCCGACAAGGACGUGUCUUGGGAGAAGACCAACCUACCCCCUAGCGUGACAGUGAUGGCUAUGAGACGUCAGCAGACCAUGAAUAUCCUCGAAAUCGAGUACGAUGCCGCUGUCAUCCAGCCUCGCUUAGUUUUAGCAGCGUUUGCGCCUUGGGAAGCGAGCUUCCUACCUACUCCAAAACCAAAGGCUAGUGACCAGGCAGUAGAGGAACUUAUCGCGCUUCUUCGUCGCACGCUGGCCUCGGCUUCCUUGUGCAUCCCUGUCCUUGUAUUUGCGUGGGCACCACUUCCAGCAAGGCCCAACGUCUAUGGCGGGUGUUCCCUCGCUCUCGCAACUCUGAUUCAGUCGUUCAUAGCAGCCCCCUUAUAUUCUUCCGCAUUGCGCUCCCUUUUCUAUCAACGGCUCAUAGACAUGGACCUAUUGGUCGUCCUCAGCUCCUCUAUAGCCUACAUAUUCUCGGCUGUCGCCUUCUUAAUGCAGGUUGCUGGGAAACCAUUCUCUGAGCCAUUCUUCGAAACUCCAACCUUACUCAUCACCCUGAUCAUCUUAGGCCGCCUCAUCUCUGCGUAUGCGCGGCGACGGGCUACGUCAUCUCUCGACGAUAUCAGGGCGCUGCAAGCCGAGACGGUAGACCUCGUGGAUUCAGAUGGCUCCAUCGUGACAAUCUCUGCGGAGCUAGUCCAUAAAGAUGAUGUCCUGAGGGUCUUGCCAGACACGCUCAUUCCAACAGAUGGUGUUGUGUUGCGUGGUACCAGUCAAGUCAACGAGUCUUCUAUCACGGGCGAGAGUAUGCCUGUGCAAAAGAGCGAAGGAUGUAAGCUGACGGCCGGAACCUUGAAUCAGUCUGGUGUCCUAGAAAUGGGAGUCGAGCGAGUGCCCUCAGACAAUACGGUGUCCGACAUCGGGAGACUCCUGCUUGAGGUUCAGGACUCGCGCCUUCCCGUUCAGGAUCUGGCUGACCGCGUGGCAUCGUAUCUCGCCCCUGUGAUUUUAGCAAUAGCGGUGGUCGUCUUUUGUGUCUGGAUCGCGGUCGGGAUACGCGUCCGAAGCCAGGAUUCCAGCACUGCAGGAAUUGCGGCACUUCGCUACUCUAUCUCCGUGCUUGUCAUUUCUUGUCCGUGUGCUUUGGUCCUCUGUGUGCCCAUGGUAGUGGUGAUUUCUGCUGCUGUUUCUGCCAAGGAAGGUAUUUUAUUCAAGUCUGUCAAAGCAGUGCAGUAUGGCAAGAAUGCCCAGGUAGUCGUGUUUGACAAAACGGGAACGUUGACGACAGGAAACCUUUCCGCAGUGCAGGUCCAUAUUCCAUCGGACGCGUCGAUCAGCAUGAUCCUCGGACUCGUUUCAAGCAGUCGCCAUCCCGUCGCGCAAGCAGUAGCAGAAUACUUACGAGUCACAUAUCCAGACGUUUCGGAAGUGCAACUCACUGAUAUGAAGGAGAUACCCGGGGAAGGUAUCGAGGCGCAGCAUGGACAACUGCUGGUCCGAGGCGGGAACCCGACCUGGCUCAAGAUCACAGAGGACCCGUCUAUCCAGGACUUGCAAAGGAAGGCACUCACUUUAUUUGCUGUGACCGCGGGGCAGAAUCUCGUUGCCACGUUUGGCCUUGCAGAUACCGUCCGCCCCAGCGCCCGUGCUGCUAUUCAGCUCCUCAAGCAGCGCAAAGCUGAUAUAUAUAUUGUCAGCGGCGAUGAGCAGAGUGUCGUCAGCACCCUUGCCGAGAAACUCGGUGUCGACCCCGAUCAUGCCAUCGGGGAAUGUCGGCCGCAGGCCAAACAGGAGCGCGUGCGGGCUCUGCAGACUGCAUCUGCGGUUAAGGGUAGGGCUAAGAAUGGCGCUGUGAUGUUUGUCGGCGACGGGACGAACGACAGUCUUGCACUCGCACAGGCCGACAUUGGCGUGUCCCUCAGCUCCGGGACAGACAUUGCCCUUAGCGCUGCAGACGUCAUCAUCCUCGACUCUGAUACCGCUGACCUCGCGCGCAGCCUUCGGACUAUCUUCAGCAUCUCCCAGGGCGCGGUACGCAGAAUCACGGUCAACUUCGUAUGGGCAUUCGUAUAUAAUACGGUCGCGGUUCUCUUUGCCGCGGGCGCGUUCGUGAGAGUGCGCGUCGCCCCCCAGUACGCGGGUCUGGGCGAGAUGAUUUCAGUUGUCCCAGUUGUUUUGGUCGCCUGGAGUAUGUGGCUCUUGAGACGUUAG